This is a messenger RNA of Scomber japonicus (chub mackerel), 1197 nucleotides long. RefSeq lists its product as uncharacterized. Bases 191 to 1018 code for a protein of 275 amino acids. Gene Ontology annotation, molecular function: S-adenosylmethionine-dependent methyltransferase activity. The record is from RefSeq and is a predicted model, not a curated record. Lineage: Eukaryota; Metazoa; Chordata; Actinopteri; Scombriformes; Scombridae. The transcript is spliced from 6 exons.
UAUAUGCGUGUGUGUGUGUGUGUGUGUGUGUGUGUGUGUGUGUGUGUGUGUGUGUGUCUAUCUGACUGCAGGCAGAGAUAAUACAGUCUUUUCAACGUGGAAGAUAGCUCCUCUUUUCCACUGAAAAAAAGUCUUCUUAUUCUAAAUCUGCUGUUCAGAAAGUUAGUCAGUAAAGCAGUAUCCACCAGCUAUGGCUUACCGUCUGUUUGAAGGCAAGGAUCAUGCUGCUUCCUAUUGGAAGUACAGGAUUUGUCCAUCAGAUCACCUGAUACAACAGGUGCUUGACUUCCUGGAAAAACAGAAAGGUCAGCCCUAUGAGCUUGCAGUGGAUGUGGGCUGUGGCUCAGGUCAGGGCACUUUGCUGCUGGCCAAACACUUUGCUUCUGUGGUGGGGACAGAUGUGAGUUCUGCCCAGCUGGAAAUGGCUGUGCAGCAUGCUAAAGAGCCAAACAUCACAUAUAGACAGUGUGUGGCUGAGGAGCUGCCAUUUGCUGACAGCUCAGUGGACCUGAUGACAGCCAUGUCUGCCUUCCACUGGUUUGACAGGCCACGCUUUCUCAAGGAGGUCCACAGAGUCCUGAAGCCUCAUGGCUGCUUGGCUCUGCUCAACUACACCAUUGACAUGGAGCUCAGCUACCCCGACUGCUGCCCUCAGACACUCAACCAAGUCUGCAAAGAGUUUUAUGCAGCCUUGCAUCCUUACCGCAGUCCUCACCUCGGCCCCAGCUCGAUUGAGUUGUAUAGGGAAGCCUACGAAACCAUCCCUUACCCUGACAAAGAGUGGCAGGAGUGUAUGUGGGUGAGAAAGCCCAUGCCUCUGUCCAGCUACAUGGGGUUGGUGGAGUCUUUCUCCAGUUAUCAGGCUCUGCUGAGAGAUGACACGGAGAAGGCUAUCAGACUUUCCGAAGACAUCUGUCAAAGGUUCAUGUCGGUAAUGGGGGUCACCUCUGCACAGACAGAGGUGGUGGUGGGUGUGAAGUAUUUCUACCUGCUGGCCUGUAAAUCACAGCAAGCCUGACUCCUGUCAGCACUCACAUUUGCAAAGUCAUGAAUGUAGUGAAAGACACAGAAAUGUGUGCUACUGUACCAUCUGGGGUUUUACAAACUUUUCUGUGUUUUUUUUUUUUACAUUUAAAAUAUGGAAAUUUAAAUGGAAUAACAAGUUUUACAAUAACAAUUUGAACUCUUUGCUACAAA